GCUUAAUUGCACAUUCGCGUUGGAAUGUUUUAAGAUUGAAAUUUACAUAGUCUGUUGUGUCUUUCAUUUCUGCUUAUUAGCCCCUUAGCCCCUCUUUUUUUGUCUAUGUUUGUUUUUUUUCCCUGGAUUUUGGGAACUGGUUUGAGUUUUUGCUUUACUAGCUAUUAUAAUUUAUAUUUUGACAAACGUCCCAUUUAUUCAUUUUAUUCAAAUAAAAGAUAAAAUUGAGUUCAACUUCUAAUUACCAAGUUCAACAAGAGAGUUUUUUUCUUCUCUGUUUUGAGUUAUAGGGCUGAAAAAGCGGUUCCCUACUCUUUAUAUACUUAUGUUUGGUCUAGAUUGCCAAUUUUAGUACAUAUGUUUUGCUGCUUUUCAUUCUCAAAAUUUAAAUUCUGUGCCUAGGUCAAAUAAACCACUGCCACUGUGGUUAGAGUUUAUAGCUUCUGGGAUGUGAAAAACCAGAAAUUUGAAGCAAAUUUCAAAAGCAAGACCCUUUUUUUUUUUUUUUUAAUUUCCAAAGCUUGUAUUAUCAGCUCGUAAGUGAUAAACAUUGAAGUAUUGUGAAUUUGUGAGUUACCAAAUUUGAGUUUUAAAUACUGAACCAUAAGAUCAUGACUAGUGAGUUUGAAUACAUAACAGAAAGGAAACACUCAGUUGGUGUGAGGACACCUUUGUUGCCCAUAGAAGAAGAUGAUGAAGUUGCAGCUGAGAUUAUCAAGACUAGAGGAGCUUCCUUUCAUGGCUCUGUAUUCAAUUUGUCAUGCACAGUUAUUGGUUCAGGCAUUAUGAGCCUGCCUGCAACAUUAAAAGUGUUGGGGCUUGUUCCUGGUGUGGCUUUGAUUGUAAUUGCUGCUUUCUUGACUGAUACUUCGAUAGAGAUGUUGCUGAGAUUUAGCAAACCUGGCUUAGCAUUUUCUUAUAGUGAUCUGAUGGACGACGCAUUUGGAAAGAUCGGGAAGAUCUUGCUUCAAAUCUGUGUUAUUAUCAACAACAUCGGUUGCCUUAUCGUGUACAUGAUUAUAAUCGAGGAUGUGCUAUCUGGAUCAACAUCAAGUGGGGUUCACAAUUCUGGUGUUUUGGAAGAAUGGUGUGGAGAGCACUGGUGGACUGGACGUGCCUUUGUUCUUCUUGUCCUAACUAUUGUUAUAUUCAUUCCAUUGAUCUGCUUUCAACGUAUUGAUUCAUUGAGAUUCACAUCUGCUAUAUCAAUUACUCUGGCAGUUAUUUUCCUUCUUGUUGUGAUUGGUAUCACCAUAUACAAAUUAAUAACGGGAAGCAUAGAGAUGCCAAUGUGGUUUCCUAGUAUAACCAACUGGACAUCGUUUUUUAAGCUCUUUACAGCAGUCCCAGUUGUCGUUUUCGCUUAUGUUUGCCAUUUCAAUGUUCAUCCAAUAGAAAACGAGCUUGAAGAUUCUUCAGAUAUGAGAGCAAUCGUACUGUCUUCGGUUGCACUCUGUGCCACCGUGUAUGUAAUGACGGGCUUGUUUGGGUUCCUUCUGUUUGGUAACUCAACGCUUUCUGACUUGCUCUCAAAUUUUGACACGGACCUUGGCAUCCCUCAUAGCUCUCUUUUCAAUGACAUUAUUCGUCUCAGCUAUGCUGGCCAUAUCAUGCUUGUAUAUCCAAUUGUAUUUUUUCCGUUACGGCUUAACUUGGAUGGUCUACUUUUUCCUUCAGCUGGUCCUUUAACCUCAGACAAAAUGAGAUUUGCAUUGAUCAGCAUGGGACUUAUUGCUAUUAGCCUUGUGGGUGCAAUAUUCAUACCAACUAUAUGGAUAGCUUUUGAAUUCACUGGGGCAACUGUUGGAGUUUUAAUCGCAUAUAUCUUUCCUGCUUCUAUUACUCUCAAGGACCCUCAUGGUAUAGCAACAAAAAAGGACAAGAUUGUGUCUGUGUUCAUGAUCAUUGGUGCAGUGUUUUCAAAUGUUGUAGCCAUUUAUAGUGAUGCAUACUCACUUUUGGAAUAAGAGAGGCUUAGUCAAAUAUGCCUCAAGAUCCAUUUAGUAACUGGGAUUUGGUAAGUGAGGGAGAUUCGAUUCAAUACAGAUUUUAAGUUCGCUUCAAGGCAUUGUGAUUAUUUAUAGUUUCUAAUGCAUAUGGAUUCUGUAAGGGAAACUUUUCUUUCUAUGUUUAUGUUUCUGUUUUGUGA
This is a messenger RNA of Ziziphus jujuba (common jujube), 2149 nucleotides long. RefSeq names its product amino acid transporter AVT6B. Gene Ontology annotation, biological process: amino acid transmembrane transport. Gene Ontology annotation, molecular function: amino acid transmembrane transporter activity. Bases 612 to 1967 code for a protein of 451 amino acids. Lineage: Eukaryota; Viridiplantae; Streptophyta; Magnoliopsida; Rosales; Rhamnaceae. The record is from RefSeq and is a predicted model, not a curated record. The transcript is spliced from 5 exons.